This is a messenger RNA of Rubroshorea leprosula, 1550 nucleotides long. Lineage: Eukaryota; Viridiplantae; Streptophyta; Magnoliopsida; Malvales; Dipterocarpaceae. The record is from the annotation of a GenBank genome assembly.
GUUUGCCGAAUUGUGUUCAUCUUUACGAAAAUGGGAAGGUUAAUACGGUUUUCCCAAAUCCUCUGCCUUUCCUUCAUGUUGUUACAGUUUCGAGUCCAAAGCUCCUCACCUUCUCAAUCUUCUCUUGAUUCACCGCCACAUUUGUGCCGUCCCGAAGAGCGCGCUGCAUUGCUUGAUUUCACAAGCACUAUUAAUUUGGUGGAAGAUUGUUUUGGUGGUCCUCGUCCUAUAAUACAAACUUGGAGCGAGAGUAAGACUGCUGCUUGUGGGAGGGCAUCACAUGCGACAAGCCGAACGGUCAUUUACAACUAUGAAUUAAGAGGUAAUUUUCUUGGGUCAAAUUGGAGUAGUCUUCUCAAGUAUUUUUAUCUUACAAAGACAAGCUUCUUAGGAGAGUUGCCUCAUUCAAUCGGAAAGCUUAAACUCCUAGAGGAAUUGAAUCUCAAUAGCUGUCAAUUUUAUGGAUCAAUUCCUAGAUCUCUUGCAAAUCUUACCAAGAUAACUUACCUAGAUUUUGAUUCCAACCUUUUGCAAGGGCAAAUUCCAGAUGUUUUUAGAAAAAUGCACAAGCUAACUCAUUUGAGCCUUCUUAAUAACAGUUUUGGUGGUGAAAUUCCUACAUCAAUCUUCAACCUCACUGAUCUUACUCAUUUGACACUGUCAUCAAAUAAGCUUAUAGGGCCUCUUCCUCACUAUAUAAGUGGACUCUCAUUUUUACAAGAGUUUCGAAUGGAUAAUAAUUUCAUCAAAGGUCGUAUACCAUCUUGGUUGUUUUCUUUGCCUUCUUCAUCCUUUUUAGACCUUCGAAACAAUAGACUUACCAGACCUAUUGACAAUGUUGAGAUGUCUAAUCUCAUUUUACAAGAAGUUGAUUUGUCCAAUAAUGAGAUAAGUGGUUCAUUUCCCAGCUCUUUCUUUCAUCUUGUGAAUCUUGCUAGGGUCGACCUUUCUUCAAAUAAUUUAAGUGGGACCAUUACACCUGAAAUGCUUUCGAAGCUGGUAGACCUUCGGUAUCUUGAUCUUUCCAACAAUAGUUUGCUGUCUGUGAACAAUAAUGAUACCAGUGUCUACUAUUCCUUCCCGAACCUUUCGUCUUUAAGAUUCUCUUCUUGCAACAUACUCAAGUUUCCAAGUUUCUUAAGGAAGGCAGAGAGUUUGCUACACUUGGAUAUUUCCAAGAACAAUAUUUCUGGUCAAAUUCACAAAUGGGAAAUAGAAGGGAUGUCAUUGUAUACCUUAAACCUUUCUUAUAAUUUCUUGACUGGUAUAGAUUCAUUUGGUUUUGGAAAUCUUGAAAUUGUUGACCUCAGAUCCAACUUACUACAAGGAUCACUUCCCAUUCUAUCAGCAACUUGGGAUUCUAUGCAACAACUCUUCAUUUCAGAGAAUAAUUUGACUGGUGAAAUCCCUUCUUCUUAUUGCAAUUUGACUUCUCUUAUAGUUCUGGACUUAGCUAAUAAUAAUUUGGGAUGAAAAAUUCCAUAAUGUCUUGGAAACUUGAGAAAUCUCUUAAUCUUGGAUCUGCAUAUGAAUAAGUUUCAUGGUAGAAU